AUGAGUCUAUUUCAAAUAGGAUCAGAAGAGAGAGUUGUUUAUGUGUUUACAAAGUUGAAGAAGAUGAGCAGCCAGCGGAUUAAAUGCACGGUGGUAGCCGAGAAGUGUACGUGGAAGGGUUCUGAUAAGGCGAGUCCUAUAUUGGAUCCACAGAAGAAGAAUAGAAACUUUGUUUACGAGAUCACAAAGACCAUGGCCAAACUCGGAUACAACAUGACUAAGUAUAGCCUUCCCGACUCUACAUUGAAUAGUGGAAGAAUUUUGUUCAAAAACUAUGUUCUUUGCCGCAUCAAGAAGAAGAAAUCACCACAAACCCAAUCACUCACAGUCACAGGACAACUUUCAAGAACUACGAAAGAUCAUUUUCAUUAUGAAGCUGCACCGUCCCUACCAUACGAGCAAAUUGCAUUGGGUGUCCCUGUUGCCCAGUUUGAAGGAUAUCCAUAUCAACAACACAUGAGCAUGGCAGUGACCCCUGAAUUUGGUGCAUUAUAUUCUGGAUAA
This is a messenger RNA of Ilex paraguariensis (yerba mate), 504 nucleotides long. The record is from the annotation of a GenBank genome assembly. Lineage: Eukaryota; Viridiplantae; Streptophyta; Magnoliopsida; Aquifoliales; Aquifoliaceae.